This is a messenger RNA of Plasmodium coatneyi, 591 nucleotides long. Its product is annotated as Guanylate kinase. The coding region runs from base 1 to 591 and encodes 196 amino acids. Lineage: Eukaryota; Apicomplexa; Aconoidasida; Haemosporida; Plasmodiidae. Gene Ontology annotation, molecular function: GMP kinase activity. Gene Ontology annotation, biological process: purine nucleotide metabolic process. The transcript has a single exon. Gene Ontology annotation, cellular component: cytosol. The record is from RefSeq and is a predicted model, not a curated record.
AUGAUGCGAAUACCGCCGCUGGUAGUGUGUGGGCCCUCCGGCGUGGGGAAGGGGACCCUGAUCAAGAAAGUGUUGAACGAAUUCCCUAGCCGCUUUCGCUUUUCCAUUAGCUGCACGACUAGGAACAAAAGGGAAAAGGAAACCAACGGGGUGGACUACUACUUUGUAGAUAAGGAUGACUUCAAGCAAAAGUUAAAGGAAGGACAGUUCCUUGAAUUUGAUAACUACGCGAAUAAUUUUUAUGGAACCUUAAAAAGCGAAUACGACAUGGCCGUGGGGGAAAACAAAAUCUGUCUCUUCGAAAUGAACAUAAACGGAGUUAAGCAGUUAAAGGAGUCUGAGUACAUACAGGACGGCAUUUAUAUUUUUGUAAAACCGCCGAGCAUUGAUAUUCUUUUGAAGAGACUAAAGAAUAGGAAUACAGAAAAUCCGGAGGAGAUUAACAAACGCAUGCAGGAAUUGACACGGGAAAUGGACGAAGCUGAUAGGGUCGGCUUUAACUACGUCAUCGUGAAUGAUGAUCUGGCGCGAACAUAUGCGGAGCUGAGGGAGUACUUGCUGGGCUCCUACCCGCAGUUAAAGGGGAGCUGA